This is a messenger RNA of Candoia aspera, 4328 nucleotides long. Its product is annotated as zinc finger protein 721-like. Gene Ontology annotation, biological process: regulation of transcription by RNA polymerase II. NCBI's taxonomy places the organism in Eukaryota, Metazoa, Chordata, Lepidosauria, Squamata, Candoiidae. The coding region runs from base 1 to 3903 and encodes 1300 amino acids. The transcript is spliced from 6 exons. The record is from RefSeq and is a predicted model, not a curated record. Gene Ontology annotation, molecular function: DNA-binding transcription factor activity, RNA polymerase II-specific; RNA polymerase II cis-regulatory region sequence-specific DNA binding.
AUGGCCGACCAGCUGGAAGUGGGACUCAACAAGGAAGAACUGAUGGAGGGGUUGGAACAAGGGGAAAAAGCGCAUCCCAGAUCCAUCCACUUGGCAAACUCAGUCACAAGAGAAAUGGCCACACAGGUUAAGGACGAGCCAGGGGAAGGGCUACCCCGAACUCAGGUACCCCGGUGGCAGGGAUCCCCAGAGACAAAGCAGGCCUUUCCCUCCAACCGGACCAAGCCACGGCUGUCGGAGCCCCCCACGUUGCGGGAGGACCUCAAGGCCUUUUGGGAUGACUUGGAGGAUGUGGAAGAAGCUUGCUGGUGGGGAAGCCCCAGAGAAGCCAAGAAGACUUAUGGCAACCUCGGUGACUGGGGGACUUAUGGGAAAACGAAGGCAGCCAUCUUGAGGGGGGAAGCCAGCUGCCGGGAGUGGCAGCGCCAACGUUUUCGGCACUUCUGCUACAAGGAAGCCGAGGGGCCCCGGGAGGCUUGUGGCCAGCUUCGAGAUUUCUGCCACCGGUGGCUGAAGCCGGAGAGACACACCAAGGAGCAGAUCCUGGAGCUGCUGGUCCUGGAGCAGUUCCUGGCCGUCCUGCCCCUGGGGAUGCAGAGCUGGGUCCGGGAGGCGGGGCCGGAGAGUUGCACCCAGGCAGUGGCUCUGGCCGAGGAGUUCCUCCAGAAACAGGGGAAGGACCAGAGUCACGAAGACAAGGUCCUGGGUCCGGUUGAAGAAGCACCUUGUAAUGUCCCCGAGACUGGGCACGUUCUCUUUGAUUCCCAGCAGACACAACUUAGCAAAGCUGAGCAAGGAGACAGUGAGGAAUCUUGUGAAAAUGAGAUUUCUCCUGUGGGAAACCAAAAGCAAGCUGAAGCUUGCCAGACAGUGCCUGGAAGAGUGAAAAGCAUCUCCUGGCAUCUGGGACAAAGGUCCUGGAGGAAGGGAAGGCGUGGGAGCAAUGCAGUUCAAAAGGCUAACAUCUCUGUUUGGCAAGGUGGUGGAUUCACCAGUGACAUGCAACCAAGGUCCAUGUUGGAGAAUCCGGAGUCCUGCAGGAGGGAUGAGAAUACGUUUGGCAACAGUUCGGAUGUCUUAACAGAUACCAGAGGCAAAUGCUGUAAGUUCUUAGACUCUACGGCCAGUUCCAGUCAGAGCAUGCUCUUCCCUAACCUUCAGCAGAUCCUCAAGGGUGAGAAGUCCUGCGGUUGUCUGAGCUGUGGGAAAAGUUUCCAUCACAGUUUAAGCCCAGCUGAGCAUGGAGACGAGCCUUCUCAAUGUUCAGAUUGCGGGAAACACGUCGACGAGGACCCGGUCCUUACGAAGCCUGGAAGAUUUGAACCAGGAGAAAAGCUUUACGCGUGUUUAACCUGUGGAGAAAGCUUUACCCUGUACUCCAGCCUGAUGAAGCAUGAGAGGAUCCACACCGGGGAGGAAUGGUGUCCUCCCGUGGAGAGCGGGAGUCCAAGCGGCAGUCCUUCCAACUUGGAGCAGCAAGCCUCAGGGGGAGAGAAGCUGUACCAGUGCCCAACGUGUGGGAAGAGCUUCAGUAAGAGCUCAGCCUUUCAGUUCCACACGCACAUCCAUACUGGGGAGAGGCCCUACACGUGUGCCAGUUGUGGGAAGAGCUUCAGCCAGAGAUCCAAUCUUAUCCUGCAUGAGAAAACUCACACGGGAGUAAAGCCCUUCCGAUGCUCAGACUGUGGGAAGAGCUUCCUUCGAAGCUCGGAUCUGGUGAGGCACGAGAUCACCCACACCGGGGAGAAGCCCUACACCUGCUCUGAAUGCGGCCGGUCCUUCAGCCACAACUCGACCCUGAUCGCUCACGAGAGGACCCACACGGGGGAGAAGCCCUACCAGUGCUCGGCCUGCGGGAGGAGCUUCCGACACCACUCGGGCCUCAUCAAGCACGAGAGGACCCACACCGGGGAGCGGCCGUAUGCGUGUCCGGCCUGUGGGAAGGGCUUCAGUCAGAGCUCCGGGCUUACGCUCCACUUGAGGACUCACACGGGGGAGAAGCCCUACCAAUGUUCCGAGUGCGGGAAAAGGUUCCAUCAGAUCUCCCAUCUCAAUCGGCACUUGAGGAUCCACACGGGGGAGAAGCCGUACAAGUGCCUGGAUUGUGGGAAAAGCUUCACGCAGGGGUCCUGUCUGCUGGGCCACCAGCGGAUCCACACAGGGGAGAAAGCCUACUCAUGUUCAUACUGCGACAAGAGCUUCAUCUGGAGCUCUGGCUUGCACCAACACGAAAAGAUCCAUCUGGGAGAGAAGCCGUAUAAGUGCCUGGAGUGCGGGAAGGGCUUCCACCGCAGCUCGGCCCUCACCGACCACCUGAGAUCCCACACGGGAGAGAAACCCUACACCUGCUGCGACUGCGGGAAAGGCUUCAGCCAGCAUUCCAACCUCAUCGUGCACCGGAGGGUCCACACAGGGGAGAAACCCUACCCCUGCUCCAUCUGCGGGAAGAGCUUCACCCGGACAGCGCUGCUGAUGGCGCAUCUCCGGAUCCACACGGGGGAGAAGCCGUACAAGUGCCUGGUCUGCGAGAGAAGCUUUCGGGAGAGACCCGCCCUUACCAAACACAAGAAAAUCCACGUGCGGGAAAACCCAUAUGGAGGGCAGUGCCAUGGUCCCUUGCUCUCCCCUGGCCUUACUGGCUGCUGUACCACCAAAGAGGAACAAGAACCAGUUGCUUGUGGACAAAUGGAUGAAAAUGAGGAAGCUGUUGACUUGAAAAGUCCUGAGCUCCUGGAACCAUGUCAUUCAUUGCUGGAAACAGCCCCGGACAUUUCGGAUUUCCACAAAGUGGAAGGAAUCUGUGGGAUCCAACAUAGAUCGGAGGGUCUGCCAAGUAUUAUCCCUGGGUUGGAAGAAGGCGGUCCCAUCGAAGGGACGUCUUACAUAUGCUCCGAUUGCGGGAAGAGCUUCUGCAGCAUCUCCAGUCUCAUCAGCCAUCAGAAACGAAACCACUCGGGAGAGAAGCCGUACAAGUGCUCGGACUGUGGGAGGAGCUUUCACCAGAGCUCGGACCUCGUGAAACACGAGAGGAUCCACACAGGAGAGAAGCCCUAUAAGUGCACGGUGUGCGAGAAGCGUUUCAACCAGCGCUCCUACCUGAUCGUUCACGAGCGGUUCCACACGGCGGAGAAGCCGUACAAGUGCUUUCUCUGCGGGAAAAGCUUCUGCUCGAAUGCCCAUCUCAUGACCCAUCAAAGGACCCACACUGGGGAAAGGCCGUAUCAGUGUCCCGAGUGCGGGAAGCGUUUCACGACCAGCUCGAACUUUGUGAACCACAAAAAGACCCACACAGAAGAAAAACCGUACAACUGCUCCCUCUGCGAGAAGAGCUUCAAGCGCAGCUCGAACCUGAUCCAGCACGAGAGAACCCACACGGGCGAGAAGCCGUACACUUGUCUGACUUGCGGGGAGAGCUUUGCCUCCAAUUCGGGGCUCGUGAAGCACCAGAGGAGCCACACGGGGGAGAGGCCUUACAAGUGCUCAUACUGCGGGAAGAGCUUCAGCCAGAGCAUGAUCCUCACCCAGCACGAGAGGACUCACACGGGGGAGAAACCCUGCAAAUGCCCGGCCUGUGGGAAGAGCUUUCGCUCCAGCUCAGAUCUCGUGAAACACAAAAGAAUCCACACGGGCGAGAAGCCUUACAAAUGCUCCCUGUGUGGGAAAAGCUUCACCACCAGCUCCGACGUGGUGAAGCAUGAGCGGACCCACACGGGCGAGAAGCCCUAUAAGUGUGGCACCUGCGGGAAGAGUUUCAGCCAGAGCGCGCACCUGAUGCAGCACCAGAGGAUCCACACGGGGGAGAAGCCCUAUUCCUGCCUGGUUUGCGGCAGGUGUUUUACCUGCAGUGCGCACCUGGUGGUCCAUAAACGGACCCACAAAGAUGGGGAGGUCCUUAAAGCAUAACCCUAGGCGUCCUCUCAGGCUGGCGAGUGGGGACGUCUUUACUCACAAGUCUGUUGUGUGGGUGAGCGUCAGAGAUCCCACCUAGAGGAAAAACUAAACAAGUUUUCUCUGCUGCCACAAAGAAGCCAGGUCUCUCUAAAACCUAACUAGAAUCCAGAGUAGAGGAGAGUAGAAGAAAUAAAUAACAUUAGAAACUGAUCUGUUCUUAUUAUGCAUGGGGAACAAAACAAAAACAAAAAAAAAUUGAGCUAGGAGAGAAGCCAUAACUGUUCCCACUCCAGUCCAGAUGGGGGUCUGGAGCGUGCUCGGCAAAGUUGGUCAACUCGAGAUGAAUUUAACUAGAUUACUCUCGCCAAACCCAAACUUUAUUGUGAUUUUCAUGAAUUAUUACGUGUGGUUCCUUUGUAAUAAAUAGAUGGCUGUUG